This is a messenger RNA of Truncatella angustata, 1068 nucleotides long. RefSeq lists its product as uncharacterized. The transcript has a single exon. The record is from RefSeq and is a predicted model, not a curated record. The coding region runs from base 482 to 988 and encodes 168 amino acids. NCBI's taxonomy places the organism in Eukaryota, Fungi, Ascomycota, Sordariomycetes, Amphisphaeriales, Sporocadaceae.
GUAAAAUACUGAAGGUUACCCUACGUUUUGAUUAAGAUUGGCAUCGGCAAUCAGGCCACCAACACCACCCACCCAAGAGGGACCACGAAAGGCAAGUUCCAGUGGGGACAUAGCUGAAGGUCCGGGAAAACUAGCAUUCCAUCCUUCCAGAAUGCUGAAUUCAUUAUGUCAUGUCGAAACCUUGUCCCUCUACGAAUAGCAUCCAAUGGAGCUGAGUACAAGCGGAUGAGCUAAACUGAAUCUUGUUCCUCCUUGACAAGUCUAAGUUUUCUACAAGGAAGAAGUUUCAAAAACGGGUGCGCAAGCCCGAAUUUCUGUGAUGAGAUACCAAUCUCAUCUAUCAUUGUUGACUACUCCCGAAAAGGCACGAAAAGAUACCCCACAUCAAUUCUUGUGUUGUGUUUCCUGUCCAUUCUGAAUCUCGAUUCUGGAUCUUGCUCAUGGGAAAUCUGUACCAAACCCAGUAUAUUAGUCUCCAAGCAUGCCAAAGAUUUUCAAUCCUACUCCUCAUCUUCAAAUCUUCACACGGCAGCAAUUCAUGCAAGCCGUCUCUGCCAGAAAGUUUCGCAAAUUACCGGACGCCAUUACUUCAAUGCAUGUAGCCAAUCUAUAUCGCUACGGCACCAUCGGAGGAGCUAGGGUCUGCUUUUCAAAGUCUCUGGGCCCUUCUGAAUGGCUGAAAGGUGGUCAGCUGUACAGAAGCUCAUUCCAAAUCAGAAACAAUGCACAUAAAGUUCCGCCAGAAAACGAAACAAUUGUGGCUGGUAAAAAAGCAAAGGUCGAUGCGCACGCGCCCAAAGAAAACGACACGAUUCAACUGCCGGCAGGCGAUGCACAGAUUAGACCAACCGAGUCGGAGGAGGAUAUUAGAGCUGAUCGGGCCGAAGACCCAUUACGAACGAAGACCACCAUACCGGCAGAGAGCGCUACCAGAAAGAGGGAGGGCACGGAGAAGGCGGAAGUCAACAUUUCGAACAACAGAAAAUAACUGGUGCUGGUGUAGAAGAUGAGCAAAGUGAUAACGAGACGUAAUUUAUCAGAAGCAAUAAUCAAACGCCUGCGAGACCA